ACUACUAUCAAAGUUGUUAAAGGAGUGGUUUUCUGCUAAAAAUGUGACAGUUUUAAGCUGGCCAUCUCAAUCACCGGACUUGAAUCCAAUUGAACACUUGUGGGAAGAAGUAAAUCGUCAAGUUCGAAAACAUGCACAUUCAAAUAAGGCCGCAUUAUUCAAAUCAUUGAAAGAAGAAUGGAGUAAAAUUUCACCUGCUUGCAUUAAUCGACUAAUUGAGUCGAUGCCACAUCGUUGUGCUGCUGUUAUCACUGCAAAGGAUAUACCAUGGAUAACUCAAGAUAGUACACCAACCUGUCUAGAUAUUUUUCGAAAAGUUAAAAAGCUAAUCAAGACAUUCUCUAACGUUGAUUUUGCUAAUUGUCAAUGCCAUCUUAUAUUAACGACCGUUUACACACAGAUAUUGGAACAUUGUCGAGGAAUCGGAAAGCAAGAUAUAAUAUUGACGGCAAUUUUGGAAUUUGUGGAAGUUUGUUUAGCAGGUAGCAACAUACCUCAAGCUCGCAGACUGCUAAGUGAUGCUGAAGAUCUGCUUCAGCAAAUGUUUGAAGCCAAUGCAGAAGAAUCAAUAGUCUUAUUUUAUCUCACUGCGAAAGUCCAAACGCUUCAAGCUAGAUGUCAUCUAGAGAGCGGUCUAUUUACCGAAGCAAAAAAAAAAUUAAAGGAAGUGAUGAGCAAUCUAGGUUACGAUUUUCCACAACACAAAUUCAUGAUCAACGUGAAUUCGACGAUUCAACUUGAGUUGCUGAGAUGCAAACUGGCUUGUCCUAAACAUUGGAAAAUUGAAACCACCGACGAAUACACAAUGAAUUAUAUCGAACAACUGUCCAAUUGUUUGGCACAAAUGUUUAAUGUUUUUAGAGGUACAAAAGGAAUGAAGAAACAGGCACGGCUAGCAGCAAUAUGGGGCCUAAACGCUGCACUAGAUUCAUCAAGAGAUUUCCUUACGAUCUGCACUUCGUUUACAAAUAUGAUGCUCACUGCGCACGUUUAUCAAGACAAGUCAAUUAUACUCUAUUUAGAAAAACACGCUCUCAGCAUUUGUGCGAAAAAAGGAAACUUUCUGGAAUUUCAAGAACUCAAUGCCAUUGCUGAAGUCUAUGCGGGGAUAUUUUUUUCACGGUGGUUGAGAGGAGAAAUCAGCAAAGCCAUCAAAAUUGGCUUCAUUGCGACUAGAAUGGCGCAAACCAUGGACUCUGUAUUCCUCAAAUUGCUCAUACUACCAAGAUUAGUUCACUUGCUUAUGAUCUUGUGUCGUCAUUCCGAAGUCGUGGCUUUGCUGAGAGAAUUGGAAUUUGCGUCGCAAAACAACGUGGACAAAUGGGGUCGCAAUUGGUAUUAUGCAAUUUGCGCCGAUGUGCAGCUCGAUACCGGUCUUACGAUCCUCUCAUUUCGAAAUUGUGAGCGAUAUUAUCUUCAAGAAGGAGAGAAUAUAAUUAGCCUGCAAGAUCCUGAAGCAGAGAGGCGGUAUUUCACCUCCAUGUGGUUGUGGUCCAUCAGAACGCAACAGUGGGAAGCUACGAAAGUUUGGACCAGCAGGAAUGUGACAGCUGAGAGCAUGAUAGACGAACACAAAGUAGCGGCGACAAUUACCGCAUUGAAGAAACUCGAGGGCCUGCUAAUUUUAUACGUGCGGGAAGUCACUGGAAAAAACGUUAACGCGCUAAUUACAAUGGCGGAAAUUAAAAAUAAAUUCAAGCAUGUUGAGAAAAUGAUCAAGAUUGUAAAAAUCACAAUUCCCAGGUAUAUGUUGAUGAAAGCUUAUUAUUAUAUGAUCCAAUCACGAAAGAAAGCUGCGAUGAAGAUGCUACAACAGACAAAGAAAUUAUCUAUGAAAAUGGACAAUAGAAUGAUCUACGCAUGGGCGAAUCAUUGUCAACAGGCGUGGCUAGGUGCCUUGUCUUCUGUACAUGAAAACUUAUGGAAAGACAAAUCUCUCAAGUUAGAUAACGGAUGGAAUGAAGUAAAUGCCAACGAUUCUACAAUGGUGCCCUUUACAUUUCCAUUGCCAAAAUAUGUUUUAUAAAUAUCUAUAAUUAUAAUGCUAUAUAUACAAUAUAUAUUUCUGUUAAUAUAUAUGUAAUA
This is a messenger RNA of Linepithema humile (Argentine ant), 2085 nucleotides long. NCBI's taxonomy places the organism in Eukaryota, Metazoa, Arthropoda, Insecta, Hymenoptera, Formicidae. The record is from RefSeq and is a predicted model, not a curated record.